GAGAGAGAGCAGGAAAAAAGUGUCAGAGACAAAGGAGAGAGGAGGCUUUGGGAAAAGAGGAGAGACACAUUCACACUCACUCUGGCUUCUUAACCUUUUUUGUUGUUUCUCACAGCGCUUCGUUAGCACAUUCGUGUUGUUUCACCACCGGAAGUUAACGUAACCAGGCUCGGUGUCAGACUCCUGCUGCAUCUGUUCCAGUGGAAGCGAGGCCUUUAUGGUCAGCAGCCAGUCAGCUGAUGGAAAGAAGUGCAAAGCUAUAUAGUCUCAGUGACUGGAUGGAAAGAGCUGUCAACACACGCUAACCCAGUGAGAAUGGAGGAAGUGGAAACGUACAGGGAUCAACCAGUGGCUCUUUGAUUGACGCCACUGCGGCGUGGCUGGUGGAGUUAUUCUAAUCUGGAGUGUGUUUUUUUUGUUUUGUUUUUCCUCUGCCAAUCCUAUCUGAAGUUCCAGUCAUUGUCCGCACCCUCCUUGUGACCUUUCCUCACGUUCAUCCUUCAGAGAGAGCAGGUGUUGCUGUGUUAAACAACGACAGGUCUCUUUUACCUCACAUACCCCGCCGCCCCCCACCCCACCACCACCUCUCUCUCAACCGUACGCGGAGACACACAGGCUCCUCUCCUCCUAGUGGCUGAGAGGUUGCUAUAGCAAUGGUUGCCGUGAUGCAAAUGUAGCGUCCUAAAAGUUGUAGUUGUGGAGGUAGUGGCGGGGUGGGAGGAGGUGGCAGAGGCAGAGGCGCAGGUGAACAUCCAGGGAUGGGCAGUGCUCCGUACCCGGCCGGAGAGUGGAAAGGGAAGGGGAGAGGCGGCCUGCAGGAGCUGGGCUGUAUGCCCUGGAAGGUUAGCAAGCAGAAAGGAGGUGGAGGCGGCGGUGGAGGAGGAGAGGUGGUGGUCGUGGGAGCAGAGGAAAGGAGGAGUAGGGAUCCCAGGGACUCUCAGCAGCAGCAGCAGCAGCAACAGCAGGAUCUCUCAUCUUCCUCCUCCUCCCUCACCCCACCAGCACCUACUCAAUCCUCUCUGACACCUCCACCCAUUUAUCACGAGAAGCAGCGGAGGGAGCUGUGUGCCCUGCAUGCACUCAACAACGUCUUCCAGGACGGGACAGCUUUCAGUCGAGACACCCUGCAGGAGAUAUACCAGAGGCUCUCUCCCAGCACUCUGGUGACGCCUCACAAGAAGAGCAUGCUGGGAAACGGGAACUACGACGUAAAUGUCAUCAUGGCAGCGCUGCAGACCCGAGGGUUUGAGGCAGUUUGGUGGGAUAAAAGAAGGGACGUCGGCAGCAUCAAGCUUACCAACGUGACAGGCUUCAUUCUCAAUGUGCCAUCCAACCUGCGCUGGGGGCCGCUCCGGCUGCCACUCAAACGCCAGCACUGGAUUGGAGUCAGAGAGGUGGGAGGAGUCUACUACAACCUGGACUCCAAGCUGCGAAGCCCUCAACCCAUCGGCAACCCGGAAGAGCUUAGGAAGUUUCUGCGCCUGCAGCUGCGAGGGAAGAACUGUGAACUCCUGCUGGUCGUCUCGGAGGAAGUGGAGGCGCAUCAAACGUGGCGCUCCGACGGCUAACGGUUCAACCAGCCGCUCACAGAUGUCCCAACAGGCCAAUAAUCCCAGGACAAAAUGGGAGAGGAAGUAGAAGCGUGCGCUGCUAGACACGCGGAUACACACCUACAGACUUUUUCUUUUUUUUUUUUGGCUCCUUUUUUUUGGAUUUUGUUUACACGACCAUUGCUGGGCUCUAAUCUGAUGAGAUGCAAAGCAGUGAAGGAAACAAACACUUUACAGGGAGAAUCACAGACUUAUUAUUCUGUUUCUGCUCUUUUUUUGUGUUUUUAUAAAUAUAUAUAUAUAUAUAUAUAAUGACUAUUUUUCAGUGUCAAUUUUGACACUGUUGAUUUUUCUUUUUAUUGUUCAUAUUUGCAAAGUCAUGGAGAU
Solea solea (common sole) is the source of this 1937-nucleotide messenger RNA. It is a transcript of the gene josd1, whose product is annotated as Josephin domain containing 1. The coding region runs from base 759 to 1568 and encodes 269 amino acids. Gene Ontology annotation, molecular function: cysteine-type deubiquitinase activity. Gene Ontology annotation, biological process: protein deubiquitination. NCBI's taxonomy places the organism in Eukaryota, Metazoa, Chordata, Actinopteri, Pleuronectiformes, Soleidae. The record is from RefSeq and is a predicted model, not a curated record. The transcript has 5 exons.